Messenger RNA from Suricata suricatta (meerkat), 14223 nucleotides. It is a transcript of the gene MPRIP, whose product is annotated as myosin phosphatase Rho interacting protein. The record is from RefSeq and is a predicted model, not a curated record. Gene Ontology annotation, biological process: actin filament organization. The transcript is spliced from 25 exons. NCBI's taxonomy places the organism in Eukaryota, Metazoa, Chordata, Mammalia, Carnivora, Herpestidae. Gene Ontology annotation, molecular function: actin filament binding. The coding region runs from base 24 to 7301 and encodes 2425 amino acids. Gene Ontology annotation, cellular component: actin cytoskeleton.
CCUGUGCCGCCGCCGCGCCGACCAUGUCGGCGGCCAAGGAGAACCCGUGCAGGAAAUUCCAGGCCAACAUCUUCAACAAGAGCAAGUGUCAGAACUGCUUUAAGCCCCGCGAGUCGCAUCUGCUCAACGACGAGGACUUGACGCAGGCAAAACCUAUUUACGGUGGCUGGCUGCUCCUGGCUCCAGAUGGGACCGACUUCGACAACCCAGUACAUCGGUCCCGGAAAUGGCAGCGGCGCUUCUUCAUCCUCUAUGAGCACGGCCUCUUGCGCUACGCCCUGGACGAGAUGCCCACAACCCUGCCUCAGGGCACCAUCAACAUGAACCAGUGCACAGAUGUGGUGGAUGGGGAGGCCCGGACAGGCCAGAAGUUCUCCCUGUGCAUUCUGACGCCUGACAAGGAGCAUUUCAUCCGGGCAGAGACCAAGGAGAUCAUCAGCGGAUGGCUAGAGAUGCUCAUGGUCUAUCCCAGGACCAAUAAGCAGAACCAAAAGAAGAAGCGGAAGGUAGAGCCUCCCACACCGCAGGAGCCAGGGCCGGCCAAGAUGGCUGUGACCAGCAGCAGCAGCAGCAUCCCCAGUGCUGAGAAAGUCCCCACCACCAAGUCUACACUCUGGCAGGAAGAAAUGAGGGCCAAGGACCAGCCCGACGGGAGCAGCCUGAGUCCAGCUCAGAGUCCCAGCCAGAGCCAGCCUCCCGCUGCCAGCACACUGAGGGAACCCGGGCUGGAGAGUAAAGAUGAGGAGAGCGCCAUGAGCAGCGACCGCAUGGACUGUGGCCGCAAAGUCCGGGUAGAGAGCGGCUACUUCUCCCUGGAGAAGACCAAGCAGGACUUGAAGGCCGAGGAGCAGCAGCUGCCGCCGCCGCUCUCCCCUCCCAGCCCCAGCACCCCCAACAACAGGUAUAGUGGCCCCGGACCACCCUCCCAGGAGCUUGGCCAUCCCCUUCCUUCCCCAGGUUCUCGACCCCCCGGCCGAAUGGUCUGCAGCAGCUCCCUUGGCUCCCUGGACAUGGCCAGCCGGCCCCCCGCACACAUGGACUCCAGCAGCGCUGGGGGGCGGGGAGCAGAGAGACUGGGGCGCACCUUUGCCUUUAAAGCCAGCAGGCAGUAUGCCGCUCUAGCCGACGUCCCUAAGGCCGUCAGGAUCAGCCACCGAGAAGCCUUCCAGGUGGAGAGAAGGCGGCUGGAGCGUAGGACUCGGGCCCGGAGCCCUGGCAGGGAAGAGGUGGCCCGUCUGUUUGGCAACGAGCGGAGGAGGUCCCAGGUCAUUGAGAAAUUUGAGGCCUUGGACAUUGAGAAGACAGAGCACAUGGAGACUAACUCGUCAGCCGGGCCCUCGCCAUCAAGUGACACUCGCCAGGGCCGCAGUGAGAAGAGGGCAUUUCCCAGGAAACGCGACCUCCCCAGCGAAGCCCCCACAGCUCCUCUCCCGGACACCUCGGCCUCCCCCCUGUCUCCACACCGAAGAGCCAAGUCACUGGACAGGAGGUCCACGGAGUCCUCCCUGACGCCUGACCUGCUGAACUUCAAGAAAGGCUGGCUGACCAAGCAGUAUGAGGACGGCCAGUGGAAGAAACACUGGUUUGUCCUUGCUGAUCAAAGCCUAAGAUACUACAGGGAUUCGGUGGCUGAGGAGGCUGCUGACCUGGAUGGAGAAAUUGACUUGUCCACCUGUUAUGAUGUCACCGAGUAUCCAGUCCAGAGAAACUAUGGCUUCCAGAUACAUACCAAGGAGGGAGAAUUCACGCUCUCUGCUAUGACAUCUGGAAUCCGGCGGAAUUGGAUCCAGACCAUCAUGAAGCACGUGCACCCAACCUCCGCCCCAGACGUGACGAGCUCGUUGCCAGAGGAGAAGAACCGGAGCAGCUCCUCCUUUGAGACCUGCCCGAGGCCGAGUGAGCAACCAGAGGGGGAGCGUGGAGAGUCGGACCCUGAGCAGAAGAGGAGCCGGGCUCGCGAGCGGAGGCGGGAGGGGCGCUCUAAGACUUUUGACUGGGCCGAGUUCCGCCCUAUCCAGCAGGCCAUGGCCCAGGAGAGGGCCAGCGCCGCUGGGGCCUCCGAUGGCCACCCCGAGGCUGAGGCCGGGGAGCUGGAGCGGGAGCGUGCACGGCGGCGGGAAGAACGCCGCAAGCGCUUCGGGAUGCUCGAUAGCAUGGAUGGGCCCGGCACUGACGACACGGCCCUGCGGAUGGAGGUCGACCGGAGCCCGGGGCUGCCUGUGACCACCGACCUUAAGACCCAGAACGUCCAUGUGGAGAUCGAGCAGCGGUGGCACCAGGUGGAGACCACUCCUCUCCGGGAAGAAAAGCAGGUGCCCAUUGCCCCCCUGCACCUGUCUUCCUCCGAGGAUGGAAGUGACCGACUCUCCACUCACGAGCUGACCUGUCUGCUGGAGAAGGAGUUGGAGCAGAGCCAGAAGGAGGCCUCGGACCUUCUGGAGCAGAACCGGCUCCUCCAGGACCAGCUGAGGGUGGCUCUGGGUCGGGAACAGAGCGCCCGGGAGGGCUAUGUGCUGCAGACUGAAGUGGCCGCCUCCCCGUCCGGUGCCUGGGAGAGGCUCCAUAGAGUCAACCAGGACCUGCAAAGUGAGCUGGAGGCCCAGUGCCAGCGCCAGGAGCUGGUCACGCAGCAGAUCCAGGCCCUGAAGCGCAGCUAUGGGGAGGCCAAGGACGCAAUCCGGCACCACGAGGCCGAGAUCCGAAGCCUCCAGGCGAGGCUCAGCAAUGCCGCCGCCGAGCUCGCUAUCAAGGAGCAGGCGCUGGCCAAGCUCAAGGGUGACCUGAAGCUGGAGAAAGACAAGGUCCGAGAGCAGCUGGAGGAGCGGCAGCACAGCGAGGCCGCAUUGAGCGGUCAGCUGCAGGCCAGUGAGCAGAAGCUCAAGAGCGCCGAGGCCCUCCUGCUGGAGAAGACGCAGGAGCUGCGCGACCUGGAGAUGCAGCAGGCGCUGCAGAGGGACCGGCAGAGGGAGGCGCAGAGGCUGCAGGAGCGCAUCGCCGACCUCAGCCAGCAACUGAGCGCCAGUGAGCAGGCCCAGAGGCUGAUGGAGGAGAAACUGCAGAGGAACUAUGAGGCGCUGCUAGAGAGCUGCGAGAAGGAGAAGCAGGCGCUGCUGCAGAACCUGAAGGAGGUGGAGGACAAGGCCCGCGCCUACGAGGACCAGCUCCAGGACCAUGAGCAGCAGAUGGAGGUCCUCCAGAAGGAGAAGCUGAGUGCUAAGUUUGAGGGCAGCGAGGUGGUGCACCAGCUGGAGGAGCGGCUGGAGAUGAAGGAGGCCAGCAUCCAGAAGCUGGCCGAGCACGUCCAGAGCCUCAGGGACGAGCGGGACCUGAUCAGGCAGCGCUUCCAGGAGCUGAUGGAUCGCGUCACCCUAUCCGACGGGGACGUGGCCGAGCUUCAGGAGAAGCUGAGAGGAAGGGAGGCCGACUGCCAGAGCCUGGAGCACAACUACAGGAGGGUGGCCAGCCAGCUCCAGAGCAUGCAUGUGCUGCUGAAAGAAAAGGAGGAAGAGCUGAAGCAUAUCAAAGAGAUGCACGAGAAGGUUCUGGAAAAGAAAGAUCAGGAUCUCAAUGAGGCUUUGGUUAAAAUGGUCGCCUUGGGGAGCAGCUUGGAGGAAACAGAGAUGAAGCUCCAGGCAAAGGAAGAGAUCUUAAGGAAGUUUGUGAAGGAGUCUUCAGAAGACACGGAGGAGCCGCGGAGCUUUCCGGAAGAGGCGGAGGAUGGCGUCGGGCCAUUGGGCCCGCAGCCUCAAGCCGCCGUCACGCCUCCAGCAUUCCCAUCUCCAAGGCUCGAGGAUGAGGAUCUGGGGGCUGCCUCAGGGGAGGAGCGUGGUGACAGCAGCUCAAGGGGAGAAGAGAGCGUGGGUUCCCUGAAGUCAGAGGUGCCUGACAGAGAGGGGCCCCCUCAGAGCACAGCAAAACCUGACCAGGGAGUGCCUGGCGUUAAAAGGCAAAGAAUCCGGUUCUCCACGAUUCAGUGCCAAAAAUACACGCACCCAGAUGGGUCUGAGAAGACUUGGACCAGCAGCACGUCCUCUGACACCAGCCAGGACCGGUCCCCCUCAGAAGAGAGCAUGUCAUCAGAAGCCACCCCCAGCUCCCUCCCUGCAGCCAGCGACUCCGACACCUAUCUGUCCAUAAUACACUCCCUGGAGACCAAGCUGUACAUCACGGAGGAGAAGCUCAAAGACGUGACGGUGAAGCUGGAGAGCCAGCAGGGCCAGAGCCAGGAGGCCCUGCUCGCGCUGCACCAGCAGUGGGCCGGCACCGAGGCACGGCUCCGCGAGCAGCUCCGCGCCAGCCUGCUCCAGGUCGGGGCGCUGGCCUCCCAGCUGGAGCAGGAGAGACAGGCGAGGGCGAAGCUGGUCGAAAAUCACGUCGGGGAGCUUGGUGACUUCCAGGUGAAGAACAGUCAGGCUCUGGCUUGCUUAGAAAGCUGCCGAGAGCAGCUGCGGUCCCUGCCAGCGGCCAGCCAGGAAGAAGCACGGGACGCAGCAGCAGGCCCCCUGGUCAGUGCAGAGGGCGCUCCAGGCAGCAGCGUUGGGGCCCUGAGCCACUGGGCAGCUCCUGCAGACGGCGGGGCCCGGGCCCUGCCAGACGAAGGGGGUUUCCUGGAGGUGGGGAAAGCGACUUCACAGCCACUGCACCAGCCUGAGCUGAGCGAGCAGGAGCAGCUGAAGCUCCUUUCUGAUCAGAUAGCUCUGGAAGCCUCACUGAUAAACCAGAUAGCAGACUCUUUACAGAAUACAACGUCGGAUAUCUCGCGUGUUCUGCACGAGAUUUCGCAGUCCGGAAAGCUGCCCCUGGAACCCCAAGGUGCUACCGUCGGUCCCGGGGCCCCAGCGGAGGCCUGGGCUAAGAAGGUGCUGGUGGAUGGUGAGUUCUGGAGCCAGGUGGAGUCCCUGAGUAAGCACCUGGGAGCACUGGGAGGAGAGGCGGCCGGUGCGUCAGGAAGUGGGCAGCAGAGCAUCCCACAGGCCCUGGUUCCUGCCCUGGCAGACGCCACGUGGGUCCGGGCAGAGCUCAGCUUCGCCCUGCAGUCAGUGAGGGAGUCGUUCCACCGCCGGUUGCAGAGCAUCCAGGAGACCCUCCAGGGGACGCAGAUGGCGCUGCAGCAGCACAAGCGCGCGCUGGGGGACAUCUUGGGGGCCUACCGAACCCCCGACUUUGAGAGAGUGAUGCAGCAGGUCUCUGAAGCCCUCAAGCUUCCCGCAGGCACAGAGGACAGCAGUCAGGCAUCCUGGGACUUGAGCCCGUUAGAAGUCCUGAGUCAUCAAGCAGCAGCCGGCCCGCAGGAGCCCUUCUGCCUGUCCAACCAGAGCUCCGGGGCCCUUGUUGCUAUUCAGGAGGAACUCGCCCUGCAGCUUAAAGACAAGGCCAGCCUCUUAGGGGAGAUAUCUGCCGCUCUGACCUCGCUUCCCCCAGUGGAAUCAGUAAGAGAUUGUCAGAAGCUUCUCCGGGCAUCCCAGAAUCUGUCCUAUAGCACUUACCUGGGAGGCCUCGGUCAGUAUUCUUCGUUGUUAGUUCAGGAUGCAAUCAUUCAGGCUCAGGUGUGUUACGCAGCCUGCAGAAUCCGGCUGGAGUAUGAAAAGGAGCUGCGGUGCUACAAGGCAUCCUGGCAGAGCAGGGGCACCUCCUGUCAGGAGCAUGAGCAGGCGGUCGGGGCCCUGAGGGAGGAGUAUGAGGAGCUUCUCCGGAAGCAGAAGAGCGAGUACCUGGAAGUGAUUGCCAUCAUUGAAAGGGAGAACACAGAGCUCAAGGCCAAGGUCACCCAGCUGGGCCAUCAGCAGAGGUGUCUGGAAGAAGUAGAAAGCAAGCACAGCGAGAACAUGUGUGCCCUGCAAGGGAGGUACGAGGAGGAGAUCCGGUGCGUGGUGGAGCAGUUGAACAGGGCCGGGGACACGCUGCAGGCCGAGCACAGCAGGGUCCUGAGCCAGCUGGACGCCUCAGUCAGGGACCGGCGGGACAUGGAGAGGCACCACGUGGAGCAGAUGCAGAGCCUGGAGGACAAGUUCCAGCUCAAGAUCAGAGAGCUGCAGACCAUCCACGAGGAGGAGCUGAGGACCCUGCAGGAGCACUACGCCCAGAGUCUGCGGUGCCUGCAGGAGGCCCUGCACUGCUACCAGGGGCAACACCCCGAAGCCCUGCCGGCCCCUGGCCCCCUGGGUGGCCUGCAGCAGCCCCCCUCCUCCAGCUGGCCCGCGGACCAGCCCCGGGAUGCUCCACAGACCCCCAGGGCAGAGGCUGACUCCAUGAUGGGGCUGAGAGAGCGCAUCCAGGAGCUCGAGGCCCAGAUGGACAUCAUGCGGGAGGAGCUGGAGCACAAGGACCUGGAGGGCAACGCGGCCACGCUGCGGGAGAAGUACCAGAAAGACUUCGAGAACCUUAAGGCUACAUGCGAGCGAGGGUUUGCCGCGAUGGAAGAGACGCACCAGAAGAAGAUCGAGGACCUGCAGAGGCAGCACCAGCGGGAGCUGGAGAAGCUGCGAGAGGAGAAGGACCGCCUGCUGGCUGAGGAGACGGCAGCCACCAUCUCAGCCAUUGAAGCCAUGAAGAACGCCCACCGGGAGGAGAUGGAGCGCGAGUUGGAGAAGAGCCAGCGGUCCCAGAUCAGCAGCAUCAACUCGGACAUCGAGGCCCUACGACGGCAGUACCUGGAGGAGCUGCAGUCCGUGCAGCGGGAGCUGGAGGUGCUGUCCGAGCAGUACUCGCAGAAGUGUCUGGAGAACGCCCACCUGGCCCAGGCGCUGGAGGCUGAGCGCCAGGCCCUGCGGCAGUGCCAGCGUGAGAACCAGGAGCUCAACGCCCACAAUCAGGAGCUCAACAACCGCCUGGCCGCAGAGAUCUCACGGCUCCGGACGCUGCUGACCGGGGACACCGGCGGGGAGGCCACCGGCUCACCUCUCACGCAGGGCAAGGAUGCCUAUGAGUUAGAGGUCUUAUUGCGGGUCAAGGAGUCAGAAAUACAGUACCUAAAACAGGAGAUCAGCUCCCUCAAGGACGAGCUGCAGACAGCAUUGCGGGACAAGAAGUAUGCUAGUGACAAGUACAAGGACAUCUACACAGAGCUCAGCAUCGUGAGGGCAAAGGCCGACUGUGACAUCAGCAGGUUGAAAGAGCAGCUGAAAGCAGCAACGGAAGCACUGGGUGAAAAAUCCCCUGAAAACACCCCUGUGUCCGGAUAUGAUAUAAUGAAAUCUAAAAGCAACCCUGACUUCUUAAAGAAAGACAGAUCCUGUGUCAGCCGGCAACUCAGAAACAUCAGGUCCAAGUCCGUAAUUGAGCAGGUCUCAUGGGAUAACUGAAACGAGCCCGCUUCCAGGUCCCCUGUCGUGUAGAGUCUGAAGGAAGGCCUGACUGUGCAGGAACGCUUGAAGCUCUUUGAAUCCAGGGACUUGAAGAAAGACUAGCUGUGUCCCGUUCAACUUGAACACACACCCCUCCCAGCUCACAGCAGCACUACGCAAGCGCUGCUUCUUGUCUGUACCUUUAUUUUUUAUUAUUAUUAUUGUUGUUGUUACUGUUGUCAUCAUUAACUGUGGGUAUGGAUGCAUGAGAGACUGGUUUAUGGGUUGUGCACACCGUUCCCCGCUGUGUUGAUUCCAAAUUCCUGUGUUUUUGUCAAAGCUUUAUUCCCAUGGUAUUCGAAAAUCCGCCAAGCAGCGGGGGCCCUGGGGGGCCAGAAGGGCUGUCAGCUCCUGGCCGGGUCUGCACAGAGCCCCCUCCCACCGCAGCCCGUCGCACUCACCGUCAGUAUUAAGACCCCGCAGCCUGUCGAUAAGCUAGCUCGUCCUGCCGAGUGCACUGUGUGGGGUCAGGGCCUAGGCUGUUCUCCCUCUGCCGUGUCUGGGUCCCUCAGAGAGAGCAGGGCGUCAGGUGGCGGCACCGACAACUCCCUAGCCUUCAGGAGGAGCUGGGGGAGCGGUCAGGGGCGUGGUUCGCAGCCUCCGGCCACCGCCCACGGCCUGGGAGAAGGACGGCGUUUUGUAUCGGUUCCACUAAUUCAGCUUAGAGCCGCACCCAGCUAAUUGCGGGAAACCUUUCACAACCUGGAAAAUGUUGAAAGCAGCCAUUCCUAUUUUUGUUUGUUUUUUAUUAAAUCUUGCACAAAACCCCAGCCCCUCUCAUUCCUUCCUACGCUCGCUCCUUUCUUGGUCACCAGUAGCCCUGGUCUCUUCCUAACAACUUACUGACCUGCAGCCUGAGGUUUCAGACUGUCCUUGCAAAGCGUGAGGAGUUCCCUUGGGGAAUCAGUCAAGGGGAAAGACUGUUUCCGGUCUUCAACUUUUCUGAAAGAGACCUCCGUAUUGCUUUUGAGAAGGCAGAGUGAAGACCCCUGUGUUAAGUGAAGAAGGAAGUACAGAGGAUGUCGGAAUCAGAUGAAAACUGCCAUUAUUGUAUGUUUUUAACUCUAAUCGGAGCUCUGAGAGCCUAAGUAAACCUGUAUUAACAGUGUUGCUUUUCUAACAGAGUAAGAUAAGACCUCUUUACUUGCCAUGAAACACGACAGCAGUUCUUGAAAGUCUCUUACACUGGGGUUUCCGUCCUGACGCCGGAAGACAAGUCCUGCUGUUAAGUCGAGGAGUGUGAACAAAGCCCCGCCGAGUGGGAAGCCGUUUGUGGCUGCAGAGCAGGCGAAGCACCGCUCUGGUCUCCCCGCCUGUCGCCUGGCGAUUUUACUUGCAGGAGCACGCUUUCGCUCUGUGUCAGUGGUCAGGCGGGCGGUCAGUACAUGGGCGCCUUCGGGGGUAGAAAUGUAGAAAUCACCUGCUCAGUCUCUAGAUGCAGUUAACAAGCUCCUCCGGGGAAGGCCCUAGAAAGCCAGGCGGGAGGGCCUGGGGCUUGCUGUCUUCCCCCAGAAUAAACCCCGAGCUCUCCACUGGCAUCGAGCCUUUUCUCUUCACUGGCUUCCGGAGUCUCAGCCCACGCCAGUCUCUCCUUUGUGCGGUUCUUCCAGGUUUUCAAAGCAAAAGAUUAUUCGGUCUGGCUCUUCGACGCCCCUUACCAGGCACCGCUCCCCAUUUACCAUCACCAACCCUCCCCCCUUGUGGAUUGGCAGCGUUUUUACAGAGGCCCGUGAUUUUGUGUGCGCGCGGCUCAGAAUGGGAGGGAGAGAGGCUCGGGCCCCCAUAGCCCGUGCGGGCUCCAGAACACCGUUUGGUGCGUGUCCUCCGGGGCAGAGUGAGGUGAUGGCAGCACGAGCCGGUGGCGCUGGGGCCUUGUUGCCUGGUCUCCGCACAGGCUGUCUAAGCACCUCCGUCUCAGGCUGCUCCUUUCGAGAACUCCCCUCAUCUAGGGCAGUUUCCUUUGUGAGUGUCCCUGCUGCCUCUGGGGACUUCGGCCCUUCUCCAGGGAGUCCCCUGCCUCCAGCCCUCUCUGGCUUCUGGUUUCCUGGCAGGGUCCCUGCAUGAAAUGAGGUGCCACCUGCCUUCGGACAGUGCAGAGAGUCUGAAACCUGCAGUGCCUCAAAUAGGUCAGAGCACUUUGCAUGCUUGUAUUCAUCAUUUAGCUCUCGAGGUUGGAGCCCUGGAGUCCUGGGAACACAGGUGCUGAGUGCAGUGUAUGGAGGUGGAAGGCACAAACCAGGACAGACAGACCUGCGGGCUCCGCCGCCUCACCCCAGAGACCGCGGACCUGAUUCCCCUGCGCUGCUUCAGUCUGGGCAUUCCCAGGACUGGGCCAGAAAUGGGGGUGGCCUGGCUUCUCUCCAGCAAAAGGCUCCUCCUGCUGCAGCCUCCAGAAAAGGCCCUGAACCUCACCUGGUCUUGCUGAGCAUCGCAUAGUGACAGAUGUGGCCUAGAACCCUGUCUGAGCCACCUGCUGAUAAGCCCGUCCUCUAGCUGGAAUGAGCAGACAGGACAGGAUAAAGGGGAUCUUCACUCACCACCUGGGUGUUACACCCCAGUCCACUGUGCUUUGCCUCCAUGAAGCACCCAAAACCCCAAGGAGGAAUUUAGCCACCAAGUUCCUGGGAGAAGGAAUAAAGUUGUGGGGGUGGAGUUGGUUUCUGUACUGGUGGAGAAGAGUCCUUCAGUGGAUGGGGCAGUGUAGGUGACUGUGAACUCGGGGUGCGUCCCCACUUCCCAGCGGGAGAUGAGCACAUGGAUCGAGACUUCACAAUUGUAAUUAUUUUCCUAUAAAUGUCACUAGUCUAUCUGUGGCCCGCUAGCACCUGCCACAUAAGCCAUACCAGACAUGUGAAGGGGAAAACGGAACCAUCUGACUUCAACAGGUUCUGUGAACAUCUGCAUAAGUUAGAGCACACACACCGCGCAGAGCCGCUUGCUGACAGUCAAGUUCCCUUAUCAGUGUGUGCUGCCAGUGCCAAGUAGGGUUGGAAGCUGGCGUUCUGGGGACAGUGGCGUCUGCAGAGCAUUUUGCCUUUGGUAUUGACGCUUGUGCCAUUACGGCAUCAGAAUGGGCCUGAAUUUGAUGAAGGAGGUUAGGGCCAUCCUGGGGUGACAGGUGAGGCCACGGGAGGAAUGUGUGGGUUUGUCUAGAGCCAGGAUCAGAGGCUCCGCCCUUUGAGCCCCAAGAAUGAAAAGGCUGAGAACAAGGGACGGUCUCAGGCUCUGGCUGGCUAAGUGGCAUCUGUCACACCAUAGACCAACCAGUCACUAGAUCACUGACCCAACAUCUAGGCAUCUGAGCGCCUCACAGCAGCCAGACUCGGGAAGAGGAGGGAACUGUGGAAACAUAGUUGUAACCCUCGGAGUCUGCCUGGAAGGGACCGAGACAGUUAAUAAGGCCAGGAAACAAAACUGAUGCCAUAAAAACAAGUUUAUGGAGCCCUAUUUAAUGGUGUUUAAUUUCACCACAGAGGGAGCUGGAACACCAUCUUUGUCGUUGCUGCCUGGCGGUCCCUUUGGCAAGUCUGUUUUUAAUCUGGGCCUGAGGCAGCACUUGCCUGCCCCACCCCUGCUGGAGGCCAGGCACCUGCCCGUGGCCACUUUUCUCAGGCUAUAGAGUGACAUGGCUGGGCUGGGUCCCCGCCAGCUCGCUGGCCACAGGAAGUACUGCGGGUGCCCCCCACUUGGAUGAGCCAGCAGGCAGUGUAUUUCUCCUUUAAAGGGUUUCUCGCUCCCGUACUUGCCAGAAACUCCCCUGGCUCCCAAAGGCCCUGGGCUGGGCUGAGCUGCCCAGGCCCCCUCAGUGGACUCAGCCCACGGUUCGGCCGUGGCCUGACCUCGGGCCCCACGUGCUGUUCGUGGCUAACCACACACCAGCUCCUCUGCAGGCACUCCGAGCUGUCUUCACGGAGCGUGGAAGGAACGAGGCCCAUCAGCACAGCAUCUUGAAUCUAAAAGCCCUCAAAGUACGUGUCCCCAUUGUUGUCCCCUAGAAGCUUGUUGCAAUUUUAACUUUCCUUUGUAGACACCACUUCAGAAAGCCAGAAACUACAGAAUUCAGUGACCCUUUAUCACCAGGAAUGGUGGGAGGGAAGGGGAUUUUAAAGUCUUACGAAGGGCAGGGAAGCAGAUACGAAAAGGGGAAAAGCUGGUCAUGCUCACUGGAAGCUUCACUCCACGGAAAUUUCUGUCAUUUGGAAUACCUCCCGUCCUGCACAUCGUGGAAGGGGAGCUCUUGCCAUGUAUCAUGUUAGAUGGGAAACAAAUUCGCUUCGUGAACAGAUCUCAAGUGCCGCCCGGACGUUUCCUCCAUCGGCUGGGACGGGCAAGCAGCUCUCGGGGCCCCGGGAAGGUGCUGCUGAAAACUUGCUUGCGCUGACGCUUCUUACAGUUCAGGUACAUGCACGCUGCUUGUUUUCCAUCUUUCGUCGCAGGCCCUUGUGCCUGUCCGCUCAUUCCACGAGUGCUUCAGUACCUAAAGGGCAUGGGCUCAGAGAGUAGACUGAGAUUGGGUCAGAAGGUAAAGUCUGCUUUCUCGGUACCACGUAGGACACCACGGGACGUGCCCCUCCCGCCGCUGGCGUUGUCCGCCCGGCCCUCAAAGUGCUCUCGGGAGGUGGGGUCCGUCGUACCUGGCACGGCGCCAUGUGCUCUCCCGCCUGGACACUUCCACCGAGGCCAUACCUUCCACAGUGGGGCGUUUAUAUAAGAACCAGCAUGAAGUGAGUCUAGCAAAACCAUUCGUUUUGGGUUCCUGGAGAGGAAGACAGGACAUAAUGGCAGUACGAACACAAACACCAAUUUCUCUUAAGGGCUGUCUGCUGGGAAAGACCCAGCCUCAUUCUUUUGCCCUUCUGAGAACAAUUUUUUGAGUAGUCUUAUUUCUUUAUUAAAGGGAAGAGGUCUCCCUUCUUGAAGUCUUUCAGCAGAGUAGGAGGAAUACCUCAGCACCACCCCGGCCCAGCUGCAGGGAGCAAGGGCCACCUGCCCAAACAGCCUAGGCCUCUUGCUCCGCGGUGUCCACGCGGGCCUUGUGGAGGGAAGCCGAUGCCCGCCCGCCUCACUGGUUCCCAGCUUUUCUCUGUGUAAAAGCAGCUGUUUAUUUUCUUCAAAAUAACCUGUACAUAAUGCAGACUGAGCAAUGUAAACAUUACUCAGGAGUUAAUGCAGGGGUUUUUGUGACAAAGUUGGUGUGGAUUUGAUUUAAAAAUAAAUAAAUGCAGACAUCCCUUUGUAAGCUAGGCAGGACGGCUUUGAGUUCAACCCUGAACACCACCAAAUGUGAUAAGGAAAUGUUUCUAAUGAGUGAUGCACCUUCUUAAAAGCUUCCCGUUGUAAGGAGUGUGUGAUAGCAUCUGAAAUAACAGGAGCCCUGCGUCAUGCAUGUUUUCUGUGGAAGAACCCUGUCCUUACCUGCUCCCGGCUGAGCCCUUCAAAGCGUCCUCCGGGAAAAGCCGGGCCAUGGAGAACAUGGUGGGCACAUCUUCCCCAGACCUUUCCGUGGAAAUUUACAAACUGUAGGGAGAUUUACAAACUGUAAAUUUACAAACUGUAGGGAAAUUUACAAACUGUAGGGAGCAUAGUUCUGGCCCAAGCGGCCUGAACAGUGGCACUUGUGACCCCUCGCUGGGACGGGUGUCGUGUGUGCCCCCCCCAUCCCAGAGGAAGCAUCGAGGGUGCAGAGCUGCCAGUGAUGUCCUUUUGCAGCGUGUGUCUGUCACUGGGGGAGAGAACAUGGGGAGACCUGCUCGUCUGGUGCACAGGCUGACCCCGGAGGACACAUCGGUUCCCGAGGGUGAAGCACGCGGUCCGAGGGCAUUGGUCAGUGGCCAGUGAGGGGGGUUGGGGGCUUCUCAGGACACAGUUUGAACACAGGAAGGAAUGAAGUUCUGGAAGAGCAGUGGUCGCCGGACACAGUAGGCCUGCUGCCCAUCACAUGUCUCGUGCCCUUUACAACUAGUUGUAUCACAUAUUUCAGUUUUGUUUUAUAGAAAGCUAGGAAUAGAUUAUAUAAAGAACACUAAAGUCAUUACUGUGUUAUGUUUAUAUCACAAAACCAUUGACAAUGGAUUUUAGGAUUCACCUUUAGUAUUAACAACUUCUCUACUGACUUACCGUUAGGACUUAAACCAGUUAAGUGCUAAGAACUCAUGUGGUUUUCCUAAGUAAUAUUUAUAAAGUGUAAAAUUUUUAAGUGACUCCUCACCAAUUAUAGUUCUUAAUAACUUUUCUCACAAAUAAACUCUAUGUCAGAAGGAAUGUCUCGGUUCAGCGACCAAGGACAACACCACUAUGCCCGACUGCUGCGGGAGCCGAUACAGAACCAAGCGGAACACGGACGGAACUCUGCUGUGACGAGCCUGGAAACGGUGCACAGCAGAGGCUCCGCUGACCAUUAGCAGUCGGGUGACGCCGUGUUCGCACAACCAGCCCAUGUGGUCCUAACCGGGGUUUCCUGUCUGUACUAACACUGAGUGGUAACGUGCACCGAACCACGUCCUGUGCAGGGGCCUCCGGGGUUGACAGCCCUUCAGCCCCCUCCACCACCCCCCCCCCGCCUGGAGCGGCCCUGGGGGCUCUGCCUGGGAGGGGGGGCCGCCUCUGGCCAGCCACACCGCCCUCCCGAAGAGGUGAGCCGAGUCAGCUACGCUGCUCGCUCUUCUGACAAUUCAACAGUUUGAUGGUUUCACUGAGGCUUUUUUAAAAAAAUAAACCAUUUCUGAACAACUGUUCGCAACAACUGAAGUGUUCCUUUGUCAAAAUAUUCCUUUGUGUGACAUGCUCGAUUUCCAUGGAUGCAGCCAAUCGUUUCUACUUUGUAAAUAUUACCUAACUUUACAUAAACUAUAUCAUAAUAAACUAUUUUUGCAUCACCCUG